UCUAGAGGUAACUGAUAGUUUGUCACAUUCGUUGUGAACAAGGAAUAAAAACAGAAUCUGCUGAAACAAAAUCAUUAAAUCAGUGCUUGAUUGUGUGUGCCUGUCAGCUCGCCUCAGCCUGCACUGCAGCACAUCACUGAGAACCAGCUGCUGUGAUACUGAGCGGGCGACACAAGUAACAGUGGAAAGUGGAGGAGGUUGAAAUUCCUCCUCAUGCUUAAAAGGAGCCAAAUUACUGCCGAGUUCCUUGCCCUCAUUCAGGUAAAUAAAGCUCAAAACCAUCUUCCUGUCUCCCUGGAAUAUUAUUCAGAGAGAAGAUGUAAUCAAAGCACGAGAGUGGCCAACAUGGCAGUGGCUGGCUAUGAUCAUGUUGUUGGGGCGAUCUUUCUUCUACAACUUGAGGCCUAUGUUUGCUCAGAAAUCGCUGAGCCUUUUCCUCUAAUCAAUGGACGGCCGCGGCCUGUAGUCACUCUGGAGGAGAAUGCCCCCAGGGAGUUCACCUGCAGGAUGGAGGGCUGGAAGUCGGUGCCCGUUGUCACCUGGUACCUGAAUGGCAAGAAGCAAGAGAGCAACCAGACCAUGCUCAUUCCCAGCUCCAACGAGAGCAGGAACCAGAGCUACAGCACCUUUGUGAUAACCACCCGCAGGAAGGACAAGGAACUCAACUGCUCGGUCACCGACCCUGUCAGCGGGAAGACGCAGAAUGCCAGUGUCAUCCUCAAUGUGCAGUUUAAACCAGAAGUUGUUCGGAUGGAUGCUGAAUACAAGGAACACAAUGACUCGGGGCUUUUCCUGGUCCUGUUUGUCCUCGUCCGUGCAAACCCUCCUGCCACGAUCACCUGGGUCGAUGAAAGUGGCGGAGUUAUUGUGAACACCUCUAAUUUCAUGAUCUUGGACACCAAGAGUUAUCCAUGGUUGACCAACCACACCGUUCACGUGCAGCUGACUAGCCUGGCAAAGAACUACUCCUUCAGUGCUGGCAAUGAAUUUGGAGUGACCAACUCUUCUAUUGCUUUACCAGGAUUUCUCCAUUCCCGCAUUGAGGUUCCUGUGCUGGUGAUCCUCCUCGGGGGAAUCCUUGGGCUUCUCGCCAUCCUGCUCCUGAACGUUAUUGUACUGUGUGCUAUAUACCGGAGAAGGGAAAGUGCAGAUCUAAAACCCAGCAGAGACUCAGCUGUUCUCAGCGAAUCUACCAGUGUUAAAUGCGAUGAAGUACAGAUUCCGAGGGAGAACGUCUCCCUCCAAGCAAACCUGAACCAGUAUCAGAAUGUUAAUGAUCUGAACCAAUCCCCAGCAGAGGCUGAUGAAGCAUCAAAGCAUCUGUCUGAAAACAAGGUGGCGUGCGGUGAUUUGUCCGAUCAGGAAAAUGCAGCCAUGGACCCUAAAGGAUUCCUUCAUUUCCCGAUGUCUGGAUAUAUCUACAAAGUCUCCAGUAUGAGCAGUGAUGAGAUCUGGCUUUAAGCCCAGUUUUAAUUUGAUUGCGUUUUGAUGGAUAUGAAUAUGGGGGAUCCAAAUUACCGGCCCCAGCCAACCAGUACUCAAGAACUCGGACAGGUUACAAUGCCCAAUUUUAAACCACAAACUCCACCCCCCCCCAAAUUCCUCAUGGUGCCUUUGAAUGACUGGAACAGUAAAAAGGUGGUUUAUUAAAGCACAAGAACUCCCGGGCACAAUUGAGCCAAUCCAGUUAUUCACUGAAGCAGCAGUAGGCAAUUUGGGGUAGACUUUUCUUCUACCUGUUUUGAACAAGCAUUUGGAGUUGCAUAAUUAUGCCAUUCCAAUGGCCUGUGAUCCUGAGAUAUCUCCUAGGGAGUGCUUCUCAAUUAAUCUCAUUCACUCCUAUUUUCUCUCAAAGUCUCGCUAAUGUCUCUUGAACGCACCCAGCUGCCUUUUUUAAAGUUACUAUUGAAUCUGUCUCCACACCUCCUUUCAGGAAGUAUCUCGUUGUUCACAGCUGACUGCAAAGUCAAUUCCAUCUCUGCCAGUCGUCAAUCAUCCUACAUCGACAUGCAUUGGUCACUGGUCCCUGUGUGAGUGGAUGUAAUUUCCUCUUAUCAGCUGCACCAUCCACCAUCCCUGCUACCAUUUGAGUAAAUCCCUUCUGUGUGUUUCCAAGGUCUAGACUCUAGACCAAUAUUGCUUUCAUUUGCAGCCAUUUUCAAGUUUAUGUUUGAAUGCACUGGUACUCUACAUGAAUUGGAAAUGGUACAAGUUGAGUUAAUUGUCAUAUGCACAAUUACGUUGAGGUACAGGUACAAUGAAAAAUUGCCUUAGAGCAGCGUCACAGGCACGCAGGUGCAGAAAGCAUACAUAAUAUAAAUUAUAGAUAAAUUAUACCAUACAGUGAAAAGAAAAGUACAUAGUGAACAUGCAAUCACUUAAUGCAACAAAAAAAAAUCAAGGACAGGUCUGCGGUAGUGUGAAGAAAAAGCAUGGUGACUCGUGGUACUUGGUCACCUAGCUCUUUUUUCAAAGCCACAAUCAAGGACAGGUCUGUGAUAGUGCAAAGAAGUGGUCUAUAGUGUUCCAUUGCUGAGGUGGGUUGGAGCAGAAUUAGGCCAUUCAGCCCAUCCAGUCUGCUCCACCAGUUGAUCGUGGCUGAUUAAUUUCCCCUCUCAACCCCAUUCUCUUACCUUCUCCCCGUAACCUUUGAUGCCCUGACUAAUCAAGAACCGAUCAACCUCUGCUUUAAAUAUACCCAGUGACUUGGCCUCUACAGCUACCUGUGGCAAUGAAUUCCACAGAUUCACUACCCUCUGGCUAAAGAAAUUCCUCCUCAUCUCUGUUCUAAAGGGAUGCCCCUCUAUUCUAAGUCUGUGUUCUUUUGUCCAAAAUUCUCCCACCAUUGGAAACAUCAGGGGUAGGGCUUAAUAAUGAGAGGUGAUUAUGCAGUGAUGUUUGGGUUUCUUUCAGAUCUCUGUGUGGCAAAGUGCAGUGUCCACACAGGAGCUGAUUGUACUGCAAGGGCCACCUUCAAACUGCUCAGAGUUCAGACGUUAGACUGCUUCUAAAUACAAGGGCAUUCUCAGCAACUCAUUCAUAUCCCCAGUACAGGAUCUAGUUUAUGCUCUAAGGCUGUAUGUGAGAUAAAUGUCUCCCCUCUCAUUAAAUGUGCAAAGGAAAUCAAAAGUGACAUGCUGUUAAGUUCUACAACAUUUAUUUCCCAUCUGGUUGUUUCAUUGUGGAUCCUCCCCUGAUCUCACUCAUUACAACUACUCAAGGAAAAAGAGAUCACCUACCUCCCUGAAAAAGAGAUCAUUUUCAGUCAUGUGAUUUCUAUAUUUAGGUCCUUUGGAUGGAUAUCAAUUUGAAUCUUGUUUGAAGGUACUCUUUAAAGCUGAAUCAUGGUCCAAUACCCCAAGAAUUCAGAACCUUGAAAAUUCCAUGUCUUCAUUGCUUUCUUUAAUCACCCUCGAUAACAAUAAUUUGCAUUUGUAUGAUGACUUUAAUGAAGUAAAUUACCUCAAGUUCACAAAUUGUUUAAAUGAAAAGUUGGUCAAAGAGGUAGGUUUUACGAAGCAUCUCUGAAUUGGCUCUGUGGCUAGGGCACAAAGAUUUGAGGCGAAUAGUACCCUGCUUCACUCACUGUCUCCUGCUCAGGACCUUCCUUGCCCCAACUCCACCUCUUCCCCCCAAUACUUAGUGCAAAUCAUGAACAUCUUGUGCAGAAAUACGUUUGCUUGCUGUGUAGAGUAGUAGACAGGACAGCAAUAUACAACACUCUAGGCCAGGGGUGGCAAACCGAUGCCAUGCAUGCCCAAGGUGACACAUGCAAAGUUUAUUGGCAUUCGGCAUGCCGUGCGACCUCUCGAUUCUUUAAACCCCAACCAUAAUAAAAAGGUAUAUAAUGAUUAUCUCUUCUGCAAAAUGAAACAGAGAAUUUUUUUCUUACAACCCAGAGCAAUGAGAUGUUUUGAUAGGAAACAUCUCGUGCCAGCUUGGAGCUGGUUGCGAGAGCAUGUGAUGCUGGAUAACGUAUUUUGAAAUCUUUGCAGACCUGGUGUACACGUCAGUAUUUGGAUAGUAUAUAGUUACAAUAACUACUAUAUAGAAAUGAUGUUAUUUUUCAAUAGUCUUUUUAAAAGAUUAAUAUUAAUAAUUUUAAUAGGUUUUCUAAAAUGCUUUAUUUAUUUAAAACUGUUUUUGUUAUUAUUUUUGUUAAUAGCAAGACAAUUAAUGCACAUAAAUAAGCAACCUUUUCCUUGAAAAAAGUCCAUAAUUAUUGUUACUAAUUAACUAAUCUAUAAUGACCUCUACUCAAAAUUAUCAUAGCAGGUGAAAGAAUUUUUCCAUAAUUAUUGUUACAUUAAUUAAUCUAUGAUAAUAACCUCUACUCAAAAUUAUCAUGGCAGGUGAAAGAAUUUUUUUAGAAGAUUAUCACCUCUUUUGGCACAUGCUCUCAAAAAGGUUCGCUACCACUGCUCUAGGCUCUCUCCUUUCUAUCCUGAGUGAGAGAUAAGAUCUUUCUAAAUCAGCCUUUCACCAUUCACUGUUUUUCUUUACAUUCUGUCAUUGAGAAGAAUGUUUUCAGUAGAGGGAAGGGAACAUUUACAUUUUUCUUUUAUAUGUUCAUUCUAAAACUGAAGGUGUUUAUUGUCUAUCCUUAAUUGCUCCAAGAAAGUGAUAGGCCAGCUUCUUAGUUCAAAACACUCCAUGUUUAAAGCAAUGAGACAUGCUAAACCAGGUAAGCAGUGGGAGACCUAGCACUUAUUAAGCACCUCUCAUAACAUCAAGAUCUCCAAGGUGUUUGGUUGCAUUUUGUUGAAAGGUGGGCAUUUUUGUUGACACCUCCAUGACUUUUGGAGUUGCCAUGGAACUCAUCAUCUUUCUUCUCCUUCAAGAGCUAUCUGAAGUUUUGAGGAAUGAUGAGUGCUCUAUUUGAAGGGAAUUCAGGGUCCAUUGGCUGAGGACAUCUUGUUUAUAGGCCUGUGGAAGAUGGGAAACCUCACAUUUGGAAGAUCCUGGGAAACAGAAGACUUGAUUUGGAAGCUAAGAUGAUGGUGUAGAGGAGAUGCAAGACUGUGCAACUGGCUAAACCAGGGAGGUUGUGAUGGUGAUACUGAAGAUGAGAAAGGCAGAUGACUUAUUCAGUCUUGGAAUUGUUUGAUGGAUGUGUUCCAGAAGAAAUCAACAAUUUGCCCCUCAGGAUAUUGGUUACAUGCCAGCAAUACACAGCCCAAGUGAAAUCAUGGAGAGCGCUCGGACUUGUCUCCACCAUCUGAGAUGGAGCACAGAGAAGCAGACUCAGAAGAAGACAGAGAAACAGGAAAAAGAAUUGAGGGACAAGAAAGGAAAAUUGGAAGUCUGAGGUGGAAGGCUUUUGGGUAACAGAACAGUUGAGAGUGGGGAUAUUUAGGGGAGCAGUAAGAGAGCUUAGGGGACUGGAAAGGUCUUGUUUUGGGUAUGGGUCGGGUAGAUAGAAAGGGGAAAAUUGUAUUCCCUAGAAUUUGUCCUCCAUAACCAUUUUUGCACUUUGUUCUACAGCUGGUAACGGAUUUGCCAGAUUUACAAUGAAUUUGCUGGGAAUGUAUGCUGCUGAACUGCAUGCAAUAUUACAACAGGUCUGAUAAUGACAAUGCUAUUGAUUGAUAGAUCUGCUUAAAGAGCUGCUAAUUACUGUAUUCAUAUUGUUUAACAAUGCAAUACUAUAUCUCUUUGUUUUAUAUAUAUAUAUCUAUAUAUAUAUUGAAAUAAAAAUGUCAUUAAUCUGGUAAUAUUUCUUCAGUUACAAUGAGAUGAGUUGAUGCUGAGUUCAGAGUAAGUUAUUUGUAUGUUUCAAAUCCCUCCCAUUUUUAAUGGUUCAGCAUUAUGGGGAUGGGCAAGGGCUGUAACGUUGACAUCCUCCAUGUGAUGGGGACUGAAUCAAAUGCUACAUCACUUAAAUCUGACCUGACGUAUAUUUCUUACAAUGUAUGCCAGCAGCAUAUGAAGUUCUAAUGUUGUCAACUUCAAUGUUGACAAAAGCUUCAAUCUGUACAAUAGGUAUGUUGUCAAGUCAAAACUGGACACCAAGACAUCUAACAAGGUACUAGGGUAGAUAAACAAAAGUUUAUUCAUAGAAGUAGGCUUUUAGAGACAUUUUAAAUGAGGAAAUUGGGGGCGGCAUGGUAGUGUAGCAGUUAGCGCGUCGCUUUACAGUGAUUACGGGUUGGGUUUAAUCCCUGCUGUUGUCUUCACACUGUAAAGAGUUUGUCCAUUCUCCCCAUGACUGCGUGGGUUUCCUCUGGGUGCUCUGGUUUUCUCCCACAUUCCAACGAUGUAUAGUUAGGGUUAAUGAGUUGUGGACAUGCUAUGUUGGUUUUAGAAGCAGACUACCCAGUACAAUCCUCGCUGAUUUGCAUUUCACUGUGUGUUUCAAUGCACAUGUCACAAGGGAAGCUAAUCUUUCUCUUUGAAGGAGGGUAGAAAGGUUUAGGAAAUCAGUUCCAGUGAUUUGUAUCCUGAGAACUCAAGGAAUGGUUGUUAAGGAGUGGUGAAAUACGAUGAUGUACCACAACUGGAGGAGGAUGGAAAAGGCUGGUCUGAAGAGGACUUUGAAAAUUAAAAAGAAUUUUGUAAAAUGGACACUUGUUUUACUAAGACUUGAUGUAUAACUGAGAACAGGGCUAAUGGUGAAUAGCAGUACUGUUUAGAGAUAGCAGAGAGUUUACCAGAGCUAGAACAAACAAAUGUAAUCGGUAAUAAAGCAAUAUCAGAAACACUCGGGACAAUUGGAAAUCAGUUCUCUUUAACCAAUCAGUUGAAAGCAAACCACGGGUUCUGGUGUAAGUUUGACCUCUUGUAUUAUUUUGACUUUGAAGCCCAUGUUCUCACAACAGCCCUACCCUUUGAACUGAAAUCCAACGUGCGGUUCUUCGAUGAUGAACCUUGUUGUACCAAAUAGCACCAUUAGAUGACACUCUCGGCCCAAACCAACUCCAGUUGCGGAGCUUGUUUCGUAGAAUAUAUUACCCGAAAAACUGGACCAAUUUAUGCUUGUUUUGAGUUUGCAAAGCUGUUUUGCACAGGCUAGAUUGUGUCAGUGAUAAUUUCUGGGUCGCUUAGUGUCCAUUUGGGAUAGUGGGCAUUUCUAUGCGCAAUUGAUGUCAGCCACGUUGCUAUUAAAAUGCUACAGGUUCACGUCACGCGGUCCGUCGGUAGCAGCGGAAACAGGAUAUUUGAAAUAAAUUCACGGCCUUCAUAACUUUUCAAUAGUAAAAUUAAAAGCAGAUCGCUCAGGAUUUGGAAAUGAGACAUUCAUGGCAAUCCAGCGCGCCGGUCGCAGCGAUCACUGACCCAUUGAGCAGCCACCGCCUGUGUCUCGCCAGGUCACCGUGUGGUGGACGGACACACAAUAAUCACUUUGUUUCCUUCACUUACUCGGCUCCUGUGUGUCUGUGGCGACAACGGGGAAAGGGCUUUGAGCUUUGACCCUGCAGUAAUCAUGGCGCUAACUCGGCUGGUCCAGCUAUUAAUGGCCGCGAUGUGCCUUCAAGCACGAAUCCUUAUAGUAAGCACAGGAGCGAUGCUUUUCAUUAAUUUUGCUAAUAUUUCAUAUUAUUGGAGUGGGCUUGAUUUCUAAUCACACUGCAUAAAUCGAUGUAUAAUUUGUGUCUCGUGUGCUGCCUGUGAUGCUGCUUUUCCUUUGUACCUAUACCUCACUGUACAUGACAAUAAAUUCGACUUGACUGUCGUUUAUUU
This is a messenger RNA of Hypanus sabinus (Atlantic stingray), 7680 nucleotides long. RefSeq names its product transmembrane protein 25. Gene Ontology annotation, biological process: negative regulation of excitatory postsynaptic potential. The transcript has 9 exons. The record is from RefSeq and is a predicted model, not a curated record. Bases 214 to 1461 code for a protein of 415 amino acids. NCBI's taxonomy places the organism in Eukaryota, Metazoa, Chordata, Chondrichthyes, Myliobatiformes, Dasyatidae.